Molecule: messenger RNA, 1002 nt
Organism: Lutzomyia longipalpis
Lineage: Eukaryota; Metazoa; Arthropoda; Insecta; Diptera; Psychodidae
Gene: endos
Product: alpha-endosulfine
Exons: 3
Coding region: 198-536 (112 amino acids)
Cellular component (GO): cytoplasm
Molecular function (GO): protein phosphatase inhibitor activity
Source: RefSeq, a predicted model, not a curated record
UCAAAUUUUUAUUUUUUGUCUCCGCGUAAAAAGUAAAGAAAAAUUAAAGGAGAGAAAAUUGCGAAAAACUGCCCACAAAUUGUAGAGAAAAUAUUUAAUGUGAAUUGUUUUUUGCGUCUCAAGUAACGGGUGUUUGGGAAUUUGUCUGAGAAUCCCUCAGGGAAGGUUUUACACACGGCCAAACGUUCACAACAAAGAUGAGUUCAGAAGAUGCCACAGACGCUCCAGUUGAGCAUCAACCAAAUCCACGGGAACUUGAGAAGAUGGAAGAGGAGAAACUCAAGGCAAAAUACCCAAUGGCUGCAGCUGCCCAUCGUGGUCCAGGAGGGCAUUCUGCCUUUCUCCAGAAGAGACUCCAAAAGGGGCAAAAAUACUUUGAUUCGGGUGAUUAUCAAAUGGCAAAGCAAAAAGGUGGUGGCAUAAAGCAGGUGUUUGCCAAUAAAGUCCCAACGGGAGAAGCCAUUCCAACGCCCGAAACGGUGCCAGCACGAAAGACGUCGAUCAUUCAGCAAUGCAACAAAUUCCAGACGAGCUAAUUACCCCAAAAAAACCACACAUGAUACCCCUUAAAACGCUCCCUCUUCUUUUUCUUCUCUUCAUCUCUCCUCUCAAUGGAACUCUGUGUGUAUGUUGUAGCGCCCCCUUCUCAGCUAGGGGGUGUUUAACUUUUUCUUUUUGGCUCACGUGAGAAGGAGGCAAAAUUUGCAGGAGGAUGAAGUUCUUUUUUUUUAGAUGUUGUAAGAGCACGAUCUGAGGGAUAUAUACAUAGUUUUAGCCAUGUUGUAACCAUUGAGAAUGUCUUUCUGUAGAUACAUUACUAAACAAACAAAAAAUCUGUAAAAUGUCACAACUUCCCGAGGCAAACUCUUCCGGGAGGGACACUUAUGUUCCCCCGUGCUUUGGAAGCUCUGUGGCAAGAACAAAAUCUUGACAAAAAGAAAAUUAGAUUGUCCAAAAGAUUCAAAAAAUAAAGAGAAAAAGUCGUUUGAAGUUCUUUAAAAA